ACAGGGCCAAGGUUGUCCGAAAGGUGAAUGAACGAUCCCUCCGCCCGUCAUUAUUACUACGGCCCAGGAAGACCAGAUCGUCCCUUCGUUUCAUUUGGGUUCUUUUUAGGCCAUUUCGGCCUUGGGUAGAGCUGUGUACUAGCAGGAGCAGGAGCUCAGGGGUUGUUCAACCCUGCUCACGUAACUCAGUCACCAAACAAACUUCCACGCAUUCACUCGUCGUGUGCCAUCUCUCGAACUGGUUUAAGGGACCUUAUCUUUAACAGGCGUUCCGGAAGCGAGAGAUGCACUACAGAACCCAGCAGUUUCGAACCCGAAACUAUUCGACUUUUAGAAUUUAUUUUUAGGAAGGAAUUUCGUUACAAGGCUGGAGUCUUCGGAGACUGUCGACAACAAUUUGUCGAACAAGAAACCCAGUCAUCAUCCAAUUCGACCGCGGAAAAAUAAGAAAAUGUUCAGUUUUCACAAACCAAAAAUCUACCGUUCGGGGACGGGCUGCUGCAUUUGCCGUGCAAAAUCCAGCAGUUCCAGGUUUACCGAUUCUGGGAAAUAUCAGCCGUAUUUCGAAGCUUGUUUUCACCUGGAAGAGGAACGCUCGGGUGACAUUUGUAACGCUUGCGUCUUACUUGUUAAACGCUUUCGCAAGCUCCCGACCGGAUUGCUGCGGCACUGGGGCCAUGUAGUCGAUGCCCGGGCCAAUACCAAAGUCCGUCCUAAAAUAUCUAUAGUGCAAAAGGCUAACCAGCCUGAAGAUGAAGAGGAAGGAGGUGUUGACGACGGCGAUGAUGAUGACGACAUAAAAUUAGUCUCCAAAGUAAUUCGCAAGAAACGUCGAGAAAAACGAGAAGAAAAACACUGGAAUCGCACUCGCAGUAAAAUAAUAACCAAAAUAGAAAACCAGAUGCCUAGUUUUCUCGACCCUCAGUUGUGGCACAGAGAAACUGUUUGUUGCGGAACCAUUUUCCGUGGCCCGAUGAACGCCAUCGUGAUCGACACAAAUAAUUUUCGACCGUGUUUGGCUCGUCGGUCAAGUCGUGAAGAAUCAAUCAGUUCAUCUUCGCCCAGCGGAGGAGCCAGUCCUUCUAGUAGCGAUUCGCCUGUUGCCUCGUCGUCACAAAUCCAUUACAAGGUGGACACCGACAAGGGGAGUGGAUGCGAUUCAGAACCAGAAACGGCAGAGUUUGACCAGCCGUUUGAGAGCCAAAACGGCCAUUCCAAAAUGGCAGUACCGGCCGCAUUUUAGUAACAAUUUAAAUUUUUAAAUUUAGGCGCGCUUCCUCCUUCCGCGACGCGAAAAAAAACCCAAACCUGAAUUUUUUAAUCCAAAAUGAACAAUAGACCCCAAUUUCUUUGACGGGCCAUUCCUUCUUUUACAAAAAGAAAAAAAGGAAUUCGGCUUUUAAUAGUUCAAUUUCGUUACAAAAACAAAAAAUGCCCAAAACCCAUCCCAGUGUUCAUCUAGUAUCGUGUGGUUGGUCUUUUUUCUCUCUCCCAAAGAGAACAAACACAAAUUAGUUCAAAUGUUUAAAUUUAAUAAUUAACACUUUACGUCUCACGUACUUUACAAAAUAAGACAAACAAAAAUAAAUAAAAAAAAAUGGCUCUGUGCGCGUCACUGUACUCUGUGCAGCUUAAUUAAUCAAUAGUCGUGGUUGUGUGUUUUCUACAACGUUUGUUAAUGCAAUGCUGCAAUAAACGAACAAGUAUCGUACCAAAA
Messenger RNA from Daphnia pulex (common water flea), 1717 nucleotides. RefSeq names its product SIN3-HDAC complex-associated factor-like. The transcript has 6 exons. Bases 452 to 1243 code for a protein of 263 amino acids. NCBI's taxonomy places the organism in Eukaryota, Metazoa, Arthropoda, Branchiopoda, Diplostraca, Daphniidae. Gene Ontology annotation, biological process: negative regulation of cell migration. The record is from RefSeq and is a predicted model, not a curated record.